Molecule: messenger RNA, 111 nt
Organism: Cooperia oncophora
Lineage: Eukaryota; Metazoa; Nematoda; Chromadorea; Rhabditida; Trichostrongylidae
Source: the annotation of a GenBank genome assembly
AUGUUACUCGAUAGCUCCAAUGACCAGGUCCGUGUGCCAAAUGUUAUCGCACUGGUUGGCUUGCCAGCAAGAGGGAAGACGUACAUAUCCCAUAAGCUAUGUCGUUAUUUG